Mya arenaria is the source of this 1307-nucleotide messenger RNA. RefSeq names its product protein trapped in endoderm-1-like. Gene Ontology annotation, molecular function: G protein-coupled receptor activity. The coding region runs from base 290 to 1294 and encodes 334 amino acids. Gene Ontology annotation, biological process: G protein-coupled receptor signaling pathway. Gene Ontology annotation, cellular component: membrane. NCBI's taxonomy places the organism in Eukaryota, Metazoa, Mollusca, Bivalvia, Myida, Myidae. The record is from RefSeq and is a predicted model, not a curated record. The transcript is spliced from 2 exons.
CUAUCACGCUGUUAAUUAUAUUGUAAAUUAAUGAAAUAACCAGAUACAAAUAUCAUAUCCAUACUAACUGGAAACAAAACUGAAGAGGCAAUUGCCAGCAUAUGUCAUCCUGUCAAUAUCAGUUCUGCGGUGCCAAGAUGAGGCAGGGAUUAUCAUGCUGCAUUGUGUGGAGAACACGCCUUGGUUAAGGACCAGCUCAUUCAACAAGAAUUCAACAUUCUUAGUAUAAUUGCAAACUACAGCGGAACUUAUUCUCAGACCACAAAUAAUCCUGUGAAACUAAGUGAUCAUGGCUAACGAAACGGAAUCAAUCGGGUUUCUGUCAGCAAUAUCGCAGGACCAGUUAAUUGUGAUAAGGUUUUUCACGAUUUUUACGUCCAUACUCGGCACUAUAGGGAACGCGUUGACCAUUCUCGCCAUUGUUAAGGGCCGCCUAUACACUAACGUCUCGUUCGUUUUCAUACUGAACCUUAGUGUGACGAACUUGAUCCACUGUGUGAUAUUACACCCCCUGCUGGCCGCUCAGGCGUAUAGGGGCAUCUGGACGUUCAACAAGGCGGCCUGCGUCGCCUUUGCGUACGGUCUCUUUUCGAACCUCGGCACGGAGCUGUGGGGUUACACGUGGAUCACCGUAAACCGCUACUUCUGUGUCGUCCGCCACCAUAUCUACAAGCGUCUGUACGGGGACACCCGUCUCGUCGCCACGAUGCUCGUGUUCUCUUGGCUCUUCUACCCUUUCGUGUUCCUGUUACCCCUCACAUACGCAUGGGGACACUUCAUCUACGCUCCACGGAAACUGAUCUGUUACCCAUUCGCGGGAUACAACUGUAGUGGAUUUUGUUUAUUUGUGUACACCAUCGCCAUUGUAAGCACCGUGCCCGUGAUUAUAUAUUGCUACGCCGCAAUUAUCAGAAAAUACGUUAAAACGCGGAUGAAAGUGGGACAAGGUCGAGGAAAGACGCCAUCAAGUAGAACUGCUAACAUGGACUUAAUGGUCGCUAAGACUGACUCAGAACGCCAGAAAACGCUCAGUGAACUGCGAAUGGCGUUCACUAUCCUAGCCGUCAUCGUCGUGUUCACAACGUGUCGGAUGCCUUUCAUGGUUUUGUAUCUCGUUGAUCCAUCAAUGUCCAAAGUGAACCCUUUCGUUCAUACGUUGCUUAUUUACAUUGGAUCAUGUUCAAAUUGGAUAAACCCUAUAAUUUACGCUUUCAGUAAUAAGAAAUUAUUUAAUACUUUGCGCAAGAUAUUCAUGUCUUGGAAGCGGACGUUUGUGCUUGAUUCUAACACGUAAUAAAGAAUAGCUC